Messenger RNA from Dermacentor andersoni, 2567 nucleotides. RefSeq names its product AP-4 complex subunit epsilon-1-like. The record is from RefSeq and is a predicted model, not a curated record. Gene Ontology annotation, biological process: intracellular protein transport; vesicle-mediated transport. Gene Ontology annotation, cellular component: membrane coat. Lineage: Eukaryota; Metazoa; Arthropoda; Arachnida; Ixodida; Ixodidae.
GUGCAAUAGGCGUGGCAACAAUAACAAAUAUGUCUGCCUCCAGUUGUUGGUGUUGGUGCGUUGCUGUUUGCUCCUUUGGCCGCGUAGAAAUAAUGAACCCAUGAAACAUAUUGCACAAUGUCUAAAAUAGUCGAAAAGACAGUGAAUUCUCUCCAGGCUUACGUGAGCCGGAACAUUCUGAGGGGAGAGUUUCUUCUACAAGACUUCACGCUGGAUAUCGCCUCUGCCGCAUCGAAAGAGGAUGAAAACGAAAUCAUUGCCAGGAAACUGUCGGCGUUAGAGCAAGACAUGAAAGAUUAUUCAAAAACGGAUCGUAUAGAGGAGUACCUCCUUCAGGCUAUGUACCUGGAAAUGUUGGGGCAUCCAACGCCAUUCGCAUAUGUUCAUGCCGUCAAGCUUCUGCAGCAAGGACAACUCAACCAAAAGCUGAUAGGUUAUCUGGCAACAACCGUGUUCUUGGAUCCGAGUCACGAGCUGGUUGUACUUUUAAUCAACAGCAUUCAGAGGGACCUGGCAAGCAAAGUUUCCCUUGUCGUUGUCAUGGCACUUGAAAUCAUACCGAAACUUAUUCACGGUGAAUUUGCCUUGGCUGUUGAGCCACUCGUCAUUGAGAAGACAAAGCAUUACAGCUCUGCAGUGCGCAAAGCAGCCCUCGUAACUCUUCAGCACUGUUACUCCCAGUGUGGUUCCACUCAGAUUCCAUUGGCCCCUGUACGAAUCUUGGAAAAAGGACUAGCUGACACUGAAAUCAAUGUAGUGUCAUCAGCAGCUCAGUGUAUACGAGCAUGUGCAAAGGACAAUGGUGGUGAAAUUGGUCACCUGUGCUCCCCUUUGCUGGAUGUGCUAAGUCAACUCAGGUUGAAGAGGGCACACAGUGAUUACGAGUUCGGAGGAAUCUCAGCACCUUGGCUCCAACUGACUAUUCUCAGUGCCCUGGGUCAUCUGCAGCUUAAUAAAGAGCAAACGGAAAAUGUUUUAAGUACAUUGAAGGAAAUUUUGGAUUCAAGGAUUGUUAACCAGACCAUAUACUAUGGCAUACUUUGGGAGUCCUUAAACACACUUUCCAAAGUCCUGACUGCUGGUAGCCCUCUUCAGAAGAGUGCAGUAGAUUGCAUUGCCAAGAUGCUUCACUCAAACAGCACUGAUCUGAAUUACUCGGGUGUUGAUGCCCUGGAGCGAGUCCUUGCGAAGUGUUGUCCUUCAGAAGCGGUCACAUGUCAAGAUGUUAUCAUCGACUGUCUCCACCACCCUGAUGAAAGUGUCCGGAUUAAGACACUCAACCUCCUCAUCACUAUGGCCAAUGCAACCAAUGUAGCAGCCAUUGUGCAACGUGUUCUGAAGUAUGCCGCAACGGUUGUGGAUUAUUCUGUUCGGUCAUUUGUGUGUGAAAAAGUUGUUCAUCUGCUGAAGCUAUAUUCAGGUGAUGUCAGAUGGUGCGCAACAACAUUCGUUAAUCUGCUACUCAUUGCACCAAGUCACAUAACAGAGGCCACAGUUCUUCAUUUCAUUAACAUAUUCAAGAAAGAAAAAGGAGCAGUUCUGCCAUGCAUAAUACCCGAGUUGCUCAAGGCUGACGCCAUCUACUGUGGAAAAAAUGCAUCAUUAAUGAUAUUGCUGGCGUGGGGGAUUGGAGAAGUCAAGCCAGAUAUGCCAAGUGGCUGCUCGUUCUUGGAGUCUGUGCAGAAGUUGCUGGUUAUCCUGGAAGCUUGUCAGCAUGACAGCCGUCUGUGUUUGUGCAUCCUCACAUCUUUGUCCAAGCUGCUACUCAACUGGAAACGUCCACUUCAAGAUGACAUGGGAACACUGACUCGUCUCGCGAGCAAUGACACAUCACCACUGGUCAAGCAGAGGUCACAAGAGCUCCUCAGAUGGAACAAGCUCCUUCAGCAAAAAGACAGCACCUUGGAGAAUGGUGACUAUGAAAAGGAAAAUUUCAAAGUUGACACUACACUCUCUUUUUUGGAUGGAUACAUAUGCAAAGCUCUUGAGGCAGGUGCAAUGCCUUACAAGCCUCGAGUCUUCACUGCAGUGACCUUGGAAGAUGUGAGAACUGCAUCCGCUGCUGUGUUCAACUUGGACAUAGCUGGCGCCACUUGCUGUUCGGAAUCAGACAUGGAUGUUUUGUCUCCGGACUAUCAUUCAUUCGCAUCUGAUGUGCCAUUUUCUGAGAGUUCUGAAAAGGCCAGCCCAUGGUCAGCAACAGGCCGGAGAAAAAGUGAAAGCAAAGACCGCAUAGAUACAAGACUCGAAGGCAAAAAUGUUGAUUCUUCGAAACAGGAGGAUGUGGAACUCUUGAAAACACUUUUCUCACCUAUUUCUAGUACGAAUGCAGCGAAGGCUGCUUCAGUUGUUUCUCCAGAUUUUAACUCUGGAAAUGUUGAUGCGGCAUCGUCAUCAGGGCUGCAACAACGAACGGCAGCCGUGUCUAAAAGUGCAGAGCUCUGGGGAAUUGAGCUAAAGCAACACAGCUGAUGAACGAUGAAAAGCAUUGUAAAAAGCUGAAGUGCUUCAGUAUUGUAAUGUAAUGUUUUGAAUAUAUGCAUGACAUUUUCCAAGUGUUAUGGUAA